This is a messenger RNA of Cynoglossus semilaevis (tongue sole), 5497 nucleotides long. Its product is annotated as cyclin-G-associated kinase-like. Gene Ontology annotation, biological process: clathrin-dependent endocytosis; clathrin coat disassembly; protein phosphorylation. The record is from RefSeq and is a predicted model, not a curated record. The transcript is spliced from 30 exons. Gene Ontology annotation, molecular function: ATP binding; clathrin binding; protein kinase activity. Gene Ontology annotation, cellular component: cytoplasm; intracellular membrane-bounded organelle; vesicle. Lineage: Eukaryota; Metazoa; Chordata; Actinopteri; Pleuronectiformes; Cynoglossidae. The coding region runs from base 286 to 4209 and encodes 1307 amino acids.
ACACGUCGCACUUUCUCCCUCACAUGACUGCGUCGUGUCCUUUCCGUCACUGCUCUUUGCGGAAGUCAGCAGCUCUGUGUGGCGGCGGCCUCGUCAACCUAGCAACAGGAAGAGGAUGUUUGCCCCCCGACAGAGGACAAUAUCACCUGAUCCGAAUUGUUUAUAACACGCUUUCUCGUCGUACACAUUUCUUUCUAUUUUUUUUCUGGGGACGGGUUUUCACGACUCUUUCUCUCACCUGGAGCCGGCCGGCUGUGCGUCCGAAGCCGGGCACUGCGGAAUAACAUGUCUCUGUUCCAGUCAGCACUGGAUUUCCUCUCCGGGCCCGGCUCGUCUGGAGCGGCCAGCCGGGACCAGAAUGACUUCGUCGGACAGAUGGUCGAACUCGGCGACUUGAAACUGAGGAUAAAACGGGUGAUCGCUGAAGGUGGAUUUGCUUUCGUGUAUGAAGCCCAAGACAUGAGCAGUGGCAAAGACUUUGCUCUAAAGAGGCUGCUGUCCAACGACGAGGAGAAAAACAAGGAGAUCAUACAGGAAGUCUGCUUCAUGAAAAAGCUGUCAGGUCAUCCCAACAUGGUCCAGUUCUCCUCCGCUGCGUCCAUCAGCAAAGACGAAUCUGACACUGGACAGGCCGAGUUCCUGAUCCUCACCGAGCUGUGUAAAGGUCAGCUGGUGGACUUCAUGAAGCGGGUAGAGCAGCGCGCCCCCAUGUCAUGUGACACAGUGCUGAAAAUCUUCUACCAGGCGUGUCGCGCCGUGCAGCACAUGCACAAACAGAAACCUCCGAUCAUUCACCGGGAUCUGAAGAUUGAGAACCUCUUAAUUAGUAACCAGGGCACCGUCAAGCUCUGUGACUUUGGCAGCGCCACCACAGUGUCGCAUUACCCUGACUACAGCUGGUCGGCACAGAAGAGGUCCAUGGUGGAGGACGAGAUCACACGGAACACGACCCCAGCGUACAGAACUCCAGAGAUGAUCGACAUCUACUCCAACUUCCCCAUCAAUGAGAAACAAGACAUCUGGGCUCUGGGAUGCAUCCUGUACCUGUUGUGUUUUAAGCAGCACCCGUUCGAGGACGGGGCCAAGCUGCAGAUCGUGAAUGGGAAAUACUCCAUCCCUCAGAAUGAUGUCCAGUACACGGUGUAUCAUGAACUGAUACGCUCCAUGUUGAAGGUCAACCCAGAUGACCGUCUGUCCAUCACAGAGCUGGUCAACCAGCUCCAGGAGAUAGCAGCAGCCCGAAACGUCAACCCCAAAUCUCCCAUCACAGAGCUACUGGAGCAGAACGGAGGGUUCGGCAACAAUGGAGCACAGCCGACGAUGCAGAUCCACAAUGUCCACAACAACGCAGGAAUAUACGAUCCCGAUCAGGCCAGCAGCGGACUCUUUGACAUCCUGAGAGGAGGAACUGAGCGCUUCCUGACCAACAUCAAGGACACGUCCUCUAAGGUCAUCCAGUCAGUAGCCAGCAACUCCAGCUACGCCAAAGGCGACCUGGAUAUUUCCUACAUCACGUCCAGGAUAGCAGGCAUGUCCUUUCCAGCAGAGGGGGUUGAAUCAGCGAUCAAGAACAACAUCGAGGACGUCCGUCUCUUUUUGGAUUCACGCCAUGCUGGACAUUACGCCGUUUACAACCUCUCCAGGAGAUUGUACAGACCGUCACGAUUCCACAACAGGGUGUCUGAGUGUAACUGGCAGGUGCGCCGUGCCCCCAACCUCCGCAGUCUCUACAAUGUUUGUAAAAACAUGCAUCUUUGGCUGAAACAAGACCAGAGGAACAUCUGCAUAGUCCACUGUCUGGACGGCAGAGCAGCGUCGGCCGUGGCCAUUUGCUCCUUCCUGUGUUUCUGUCGCCUUUUCACCACAGCUGAAGCUGCUGUCUACAUGUUCUCCAUGAAGCGCUGUCCACCUGGAAUCGCACCCUCACACAAAAGGUAUAUCGAGUACAUGUGUGACAUGAUGGCGGAGGAGCCCAUCGUUCCUCACAGCAAGCCUAUAGUAAUCCACUCUAUCACCAUGACGCCCGUGCCUCUGUUCAACAAGCAGCGCAACGGCUGCAGGCCGUUCUGCGAGGUCUACGUCGGCGACGAGAGGGUUCUCACCACGUCACAGGAGUACGAAAGGAUGAAGGAUUUUAAGAGCGAAGACGGAAGAGCAGAGAUUCCUCUCAACGUAACUGUCCAGGGCGACGUGCUGGUGGUCAUCUACCAUGCACGGUCUACACUGGGGGGCCGUCUACAGGCCAAGAUGGCGUCGAUGAAAAUGUUUCAGAUCCAGUUCCACACAGGCUUCGUGCCAAGAAAUGCAACCAAUGUCAAGUUUGCCAAGUACGACUUGGACGCCUGUGACAUCCAGGAGAAAUACCCCGACUUGUUCCAGGUAAACUUGGAAAUCGAGGUGGAACCGAGAGACAGACCCAGCACCAAGACACCACCGUGGGAAAGUUUCCAAACCAAGGGCCUCAACCCCAAAAUCCUCUUCUCCACUCGGGACGAACAGCAAGAGAUCCUCAGCAAAUUUGGUAAACCAGAGCUGCCUCGUCAGCCGGGUUCCUCAGCCUUUUACGAUUCCGAGUCACCUCAACCUGUCCAGACUCCAGAAGAGCCCGUUCCAAAAGAGGAAGAAUCUCCAGCGAGCUCCGAUACUAACGCCAACAACUUCUUCCAAACACUGGACUGGGACGAUGGCAGUGGCCACCAGGACGUCUCUGACAGCCACGCCGGGGAGACUGCGAACGAGCAGGAUGACUUGAGUGAUCAGUCUGAAGGAGAGUCCUACUCUGCCCCCAGUGGAGAGGCUCUGUCACGGGACCCAAGUGAACCACUGUUUGAUGCUGAUUUUGAGACUGCGCCCCCUGCUGCCCAGGAACCACCCCUUAGUGACACGGCUGAUCUCCUGGGCUUGAACGCAGACCCUCAAUCUGCCAGAUCCAUCUCUGCUCCUAAGGGAGGAGUUCAGGGAGGUAUGAAAGCUGCUUCCAGUAACAGUGACCUCCUAAGCGACCUGUUUGCGCCCUCUUCUGGACAGACUGGAGCAGUACAGGAAGAUCUGUUCUUCACAGAAGCACCAGACUCAAAACCCAUGGGUGAUUUGUUUGAUCCAUUUGGAGUGGGAUCUGGCUCUGGGAUCGGCUCCAGUGUGGGUUCGUCUCGGCAGGCUUCUGGACCAGACUUGUUUGGAGAUUUGUUGGGUUCUGACAGUUCUGCCACCAGCGGGUUUAGUUCUGGCCACGGGAACCCAACUCCUGCGUCUAACAGCAGCCUCCUUAACCUCAAUAAGCUCGUUAAAGACCCUCCAAAGAUGACAUCAUCAGCCAGCCAACCUGACCUGCUGGCCGGAUGGGACAGCUGGGCGAACAGCAGCACUAAAGGCAUGAGCUCGUCAUCUAACAAACCCAACUACACCAACACUGCUGCUGGUAUGUCCUCAAUGUCAAAGGCCAAGUCUCAGACCUUUGACCCCUUUGCUGACCUUGGAAAUCUAGGCCCCACUUUACCAGGUUCGUCCAGCAGUAAUUUUUCGGGGCCGUCUUUUACUUCGAAGGCCACCUCCUCCGCCUCCACGUCCUCCUCCACCAAGCCACAGGCCCAGGCCUGGCAGUCCGGUAAAGGGGCCGCAGCCCAGAACAAACCCUGGAUGUCUGGAUCUGGUCCUGCACCCAAACCUUCUGCAGCGUCUCAGCCUGGGGGCGCACAGCCCAGCAAACCCAACUACAAUCUCAACUUCUCCAGCGUCAUCGGUGGGAGAGAGGAGAGAGGAAUACGUGGCCCAGGGUUUGCAGGCCCAAAACCAAAGGUGAAGGAGGACGACUUCGAAGACCUGCUGUCCACUCAGGGCUUUGCGUCCAAGAACGACAGGAAGGGACCGAGGACCAUCGCUGAAAUGAGAAGACAAGAGAUGACCAGAGAAAUGGAUCCACUGAAAUUACAGAUCCUGGACUGGAUCGAGGGAAAGGAGCGGAACAUCAGAGCUCUGCUCUCGACUCUGCACACAGUGCUGUGGGAGGGCGAGACUCGCUGGAGGCCCGUGGGCAUGGCUGACCUGGUGACUCCUGAUCAGGUGAAGAAGUUCUACAGAAAGGCCGCGCUGGUGGUGCAUCCGGAUAAGGCGGCCGGGCAGCCGUAUGAGCAUUACGCUAAAAUGAUCUUCAUGGAACUGAAUGACGCCUGGUCAGAGUUUGAGAACCAGGGCUCCAAAGCACUCUUCUAAAAACCCCUGGUCUGGCUCCCACUGAGACCAGAGCAGGCCAGAGUGGACUGGAUUUGGCCUAACCAAACAAGUGUUAGACCGGGCCAGAUUAGACAGGACUGAGCCCACAUUGGGUCUUAACGGGCAACAAGCCUCUGAGAGGUGUCCUCUCUACCAUUCCCUUCACUCCGCUCUUACUUCUUAAGUUCUUCUGUUUGUGAAGGAACCCAGACGUGGUUCCUCCUCACUGGGUAUUAAACAGCCAGUCUGGUGUUACGAUUGAGUCCGAAACUCACUGCCGACUGCCUCAGUGGUGCUGCGGAGUGGGGAGGAAUGGGUGACAAUCGCAGGAGGAGGGAGCAUUGUAUGGAAACCGGAGAAACAGGGAGGGAUGAGCCUGGAGGACAGUCAUGGUAUUACCUUAAGACAGAAGGAGUUGAAGUUAAAGCAACACUUUGUAACAAACUGUCCUGGUCUUCAGCGCAUCGCUCAAAGCUCGGCUUUGUCGCCAAACUGACUGGUCAUGAUUCUGGCAGUUUGAUUGUCAUAGAGUCCCAGAAUUCUCACAGUGUUUUCUGCCUAGCAACCAAAUCUCUCUGGAGGUUAAGGUGCAGAGUAGGAUCCAAACAGUACAUUUAAAGUGCCAUAUUUUCCAGACUAUAAGUUGACUUUUUUGUUUGGCUGGACACGCAGCUAAUUCAAAAUGUAUACAAUAUCAACUAUGGCCACAAGAUGGCACUGUCAACACUGACAACUGAAUGCUGCUGCUCCAGUGAGUGCUGGCACAUAUAAAAUGUCCUUACAAAAACACAAAUAAAAUGUAAAAAAACACAAACAAAAUGUGACCAGAAAGACGAAACGUAAUACGACAGUAUAGUGUAGCAGCACAAAAGAAACCAACAGUACUAACUGGAACUGAUGCUGAUGAGUUUGACGACAGACCAGCAGAAGACGAGAGUUGGUGGAAAUGUUGGUGGAAACGGAGGAUGAAUGGAUUCAGAUUGUUAGCAUGUUGCGCUAAUACAUUCAUCCAACGUUCUCUCUGCUGUUAUGUUGUCCAGAUUUAGCAUUUAUUCUUGGCUUCUCGUGAAAUUAACAUUACCACAAAAUACAUGAACUAGCACUCCGGUGCCACCUAUAGUCUGGAAAAUAUGGGGAUUUUAAAAUAUAUCUUAAUAGUGUUGCUUAAGAAUGGAAGUUUUUUAUAAACGUGAAUCUACGUGAAGUAGGAUGCUCGACUGCCUCAGAUUACUUUCAGAAACAUUUUAUGUCAAACGAAUCACAGCAACCAGUGAACCAAAAAAAAAAA